Molecule: messenger RNA, 2159 nt
Organism: Pseudophryne corroboree (corroboree frog)
Lineage: Eukaryota; Metazoa; Chordata; Amphibia; Anura; Myobatrachidae
Gene: FNDC9
Product: fibronectin type III domain containing 9
Exons: 2
Coding region: 605-1279 (224 amino acids)
Molecular function (GO): protein binding
Source: RefSeq, a predicted model, not a curated record
AUUGUAUAAGAAACCACAGAAAAGCAUCAUAUGAAUUGAGAACUCAUUUUGACGCAGGAAAGAUAAACAGAUUACAGCGCCUGUACUAGUGACCUCCCUUACAACAAAUAUCAGUGCUGUACUAAUGACAGCUAGUUCCUCUGUCUGGUAAUGAUCUCAAAGAGAAGGGGGAAGUACCAGAGUUCAGUGCUCUCCCUAAAGGAGAGAACAUAAGGCAGUGAAGUGAGAGACGGGCUGAAGAGGGGGAGGGUAAGGGGAAAAAAAAAUCAUCUUUUUAUGUCUUUUAAAAACCAAGGCAACCGAGCACUUGGGGAAUAUGCGCUCACAUGUGAAUUCAUGCAGCAAAGACAAAGGAGUCGUUUCACCAAUGUCCCUGGAGAACGGAAACACAAGUGACGGGCAAAGAGAGCUGGCAGAGUAAGGAAUGCAGAAACUGAUAAGCCACAGGUGCAGAUCACAUCCAAUUAAUUACAGUGUGCAGAGAAAUCAGAGACCUCAUUCAGCAGAAGUCGAGUCCAGUUCCACCAACACAUCUGAGUGAUUGCCUGGAGUUAAAGCCAUUCUACAUUUUUCAACUCAUCUAAACAUAGUCCAGGAAAGCAGUAUGGUAAUCACUGUCCAGAACAUUACAGCAGACACAGCUAUGAUCAUCUGGCCAUCAAUCUCUAGCUGUGCUGACAGCUUCUACAGCAUAAUGUACCAGUCCAACUGGAAUACAAUGCUAUCUGGGUACUCCAGGAAGAACUUCCAGAAGGAAGAGAGAAUUCCUGGCAGCCGGACAUUCUUCACUAUUGAAAACCUCACCCCUCUCACAACAUACAUUCUGUGUGUGACCUGUCAGUCUGCCAACCCCUCCAGUGACCAAUGCAAAAUCUUCCAUACUUUAGGUCAAGACCCAGCGUCCGUCAACAGCAAGAAAAAAGAUCUGGCUUUAGGCAUCUGGCUCACCAGCAGCAUCAUUCUUCUCAUUAUAGCCUGCAUCCUGCUCUAUGGCUGCCUACAUAUAUGGUGGCGGAAACGUCAAGAGCGUGCUAGGGCAGAAAAUGCAGAGCGGAAUGAUGGAGACAAGAGGGAGGCCUGGGCAAAAAAAGAAGAGCCAGUGGAGGAAUACGAGAAGGCAGGCUCACUAGCAAGUGCAGAGAGCAAGAGGGACAGCACUUGCAUAGAUGGAAACCCGUUAGGUGCCAUUAUCAAAGACCCGUUAACAACUGAUGAAACCAACAGCUUCAAUUGCAUUGACCAAGAGACAGCAGGCAUGCACCAAAUUGCAGUUAAUUAACAGCAACAAAUCUUCAACCUUUCACUCAGCAAGUAGCAUCACUUGUGCCCUUAUAAUAAUCACUUAGGAGCAUCCUGUAAAGUACACCCAAUCCAAGAAACACAGAGUGACGUAUCCACAUCCACUGGAUUAAUGAAAGGCUGUUAAUGGGAGAUGAAGGAAUAACUAAACCCAAUUAUGCUCUAGUAUUAAUGUGUUACCUCGCAUUAAGAAAUUAAUGUAUACAUUUUUUAAUGCAUUACAUUGGAGGCCAAGAGCUCACAAGGUUCAAUUACUGGGAGAUAAGAGUGUUACUUUAGUGUAAUUACCGUUAAAUACCACAUCAUUAAGGCCCAUCUAUAUUAAAUGGUGGUAACUCAGGUCUUCCCAUGGCUCAUCACAAUUUAUUUGCUCUUUAAUUAAACAAACACUUAAUACAAGAAGCAUGUAUGUGUCUAUAACAACAUAUAGGCAGUCGUGGAAAGAAGUGCUCAUUUACAUGUUUUACAUAAUGUUGGUAGUACUACACAUUUAUGUUGCUUAAUAAGUACAUGUAAAUCUCACUGGAAAAGCAAAGAAUAUUGACAAGAACUGCAAUAUCAUUAGUAUCACUAUAUGAAACAGAUCUGAACUAUUCUAUUCAGAAAACCAUUUUUAUUUCAUUUUUCAUUAAAAUUUAUUUAAUGGCUACAUGCUACAAUGAGAACAUUACAAUUUUGGUGGCAGAAUCAGUGUAUCUGAGACUGUAUUUGUCUACACAGUAAUUAUUUUGUAAGUGCUAUAAAGAAAUACUGUACUUCCCUCACCUCCACCAUUGUAACAUAAUAUGGAUUUAAAUUAACUAUAAAUACGUUACUGCAUUAUUUUGCUUUUGUGACAAUAUUAAAUCUAUAGUACCUUU